Molecule: messenger RNA, 2352 nt
Organism: Anopheles merus
Lineage: Eukaryota; Metazoa; Arthropoda; Insecta; Diptera; Culicidae
Product: cyclin-dependent kinase 20
Exons: 3
Coding region: 435-1352 (305 amino acids)
Biological process (GO): protein phosphorylation
Cellular component (GO): nucleus
Molecular function (GO): ATP binding; cyclin-dependent protein serine/threonine kinase activity
Source: RefSeq, a predicted model, not a curated record
CCGCUGGCGUGUGUUACAGGUUGGCGCAUGUUUGAGUGGCGUUUUUCGGCAGACCUACUAGGGCAAAUGUCGGUUCCCAAAAGCAAAGCACACUUCGCCAGAACCGCAUAUACCGGUCGAACGAAGUGACGCUAAUUCCAUUCUACCCUUUUGUCUUUGGUUGGCUGCUGUCCUGCGGAGGCAUGUUGUUUGUGCGAUUUUUUAUCGCUCGACACUAAUUAAAAGUAAACAUCCUGGUUGACAGACCUUUCGGUAGAGAGUAAAGUGCCGCAACAAAGUUAGAAGAGUAACCCUCGAACCCCCGUUCACAGUGAAUGUUGAGGCUCCGGCAUGGUGCAGUGACAGACACAAUCUUGGGAUUUUUCCCUAACAACGGAAACAAAAACAAACCUAUCAGCUUGCCCUCGCCUUAAUCUAAAAGUGUCCCAAACACAAUGGACGAUUAUAUGCCAUCGCGCUAUCAGCUGCUCGGCAGAAUCGGUGAAGGAGUCCAUGGAGUCGUCGUAAAAGCUCGUGACCUGCAAAGUGAUGACAAGAUGGUUGCCAUCAAAAAGCUAUCGUUGCGAACAAAGUUCGGGGUUAUAUCACUCAACACGGUUCGCGAAAUUCGUGCCCUGCAGCACUGCCGGUGUGAUAAUGUUCUAGAGCUACUAGAUAUGUAUCCUGAUUUGGCCGGCAUCUCUUUGGUAUUCGAGUACAUGCCGCACACACUGUACAGUAAACUAAAAGACGAAGAGAACCCCUUAUCCCGAGCAACCGUUCGACGCUAUACGGGAAUGCUGCUGAAGGGUUUGGCCUACCUUCACGGGUUACGUUUGAUGCAUCGCGAUAUUAAGCCUGCCAAUCUGCUCAUUGAUCGUCAUGAUGUGCUCAAAAUAGCAGACUUUGGAUUGGCUCGCAUCUACACCGAACCACAGCAGCAAUCAAACAAGGUGUAUUCACCACAGGUUGCCACCCGAUGGUACCGAGCGCCGGAAAUCCUGUGGGGCUGCCAACGGUACGGUCCCUCGAUAGACUUAUGGGCCAGCGGAGCCGUCUGUGCUGAGAUGCUUCGAGGUGUGCCGCUUUUCGCUGGCACCACCGACAUAGAACAACUGGCGCUGGUAGUCCGCACGCUAGGCACUCCAAAUCAGAAGGAUUGGCCCGAAGUGCGAAGCCUUCCGGAUUAUAACAAAAUCCGCUUUCCGAACUCGCGCGGAGAGCGCUGGGAGGACAUCUUCCCCAGCUGUACCACUCGCGACGAGAUCAGCCUGGUCGAUGGGCUGGUGAGAUAUAAUCCUGCUAAGCGUCUCACGGCCGAAGAGGCUUUACUUCAUCCCUACUUCAACAACGCAGCAGCGAGUGCAAAUUAAUUCGCAACAGGCAUCUUUCUCCGGCAACCUGCCCUAUAGCACACCCUGCUGAUCGUGCGUUUAUGCUACACCAUAUUUUAAAACCAGGAGGAAACGCCAUGCUCACGCGUCAGAAGAGCGAAAUAAGUAAAGGACCAAGCAUUUUCCAUUCCACUUUUCCAUGACAGCGGAGCGGCAAGUUGAAUUUCCGCAGGCAAUUUUGAAGUCCUAGGCCUGGAUAAAAAGUCCUACACCCUGUGAAAUGUAACGGAACGGAGCACACGCAUUACACAGGGAGCUGCAGUUCGUGUUUUGGAGACUCCCAUCGGUACAUGAAACAAUCGGGCAUCCUGCAUAAUCCGGGCGAAACGGGCAAAAAGUACAAAUACUACGAAACUCGAAGAUAGCACACUCCGGCGCGGUCCGGAACGUCUACCAACAAAGCAGGAACGCGACUGUAGAAGCUCUGAGGUUCUACCGCGCAAUUGGUUCAGCUCCGAAACCAGCGUUCCUUCCGUGUAGUCCGAACACGAACUGUACAGAGUACACCAUUAAACGGCAAUGAACUUUCUCUCACUCUGUUGCUCCCAAUUACUUGGGGCGUGAAGUACUGGUUGAGCUUCCGAAAGAUGAACGAAGCCAGUCGGAAAGAUACGCGCGUCUGAUGUUUUGCGAUGGAUGAAAGAGGCUACUAGCGGUGAAGAAGAAUAGCACUAAACUUCUGGUGUCAGGAGCAAAUCCACACAAUUAUGCCAUUCGAACUUUAUCAUGUGUCGUAUCCCAGAGUACGCAGCAUGCAUGAAACGCAAUGUAUCGCGGUACACACAUAGUAUCUCUCUGUUCGCUGUUCCGAUUCAGGAGACCUGUUGAAAAAUAAUAUCCAAGUUACAACCUACGCCCAGCAGCUUGGGCGAACGCAUGGAAUGGUGCGUAUCUUUUCCAGUAGCGUUAUUAUUAUAUUAUAUUUAAAAUGCCAAAUGAAUAUGCAAUAUCAAAAUGAAACACAUAGCGCAACUCUUUA